GGGCAGAAAAAGCCCCAUUUGUCGUUUCCCAAAUCCUCCCAAGAUUUUUAUAACCCUUUAUCGUUUUCAUCACAAAUUCAAUCUUCAUCAUCAAUACCCUAAAAGCUUCAGAGAUCAGAUUAUGUCUUGUGUCUGUGAUUUCUGUAAUCAGAGAUCGGCGGUGUUGUACUGUAAAGCCGAUUCGGCUAAGCUUUGUUUGUUCUGCGACAACGCCGUACACUCUGCAAAUGCUUUAUCUCUCAAGCACUUCCGUUCUCAGAUCUGUGACAACUGCGGAUCUGAUGCCGUUUCCGUCGCCUGUUCAACUGAUAAUCUUCUCCUCUGCACCUCUUGUGAUCACGAUUUCCAUGGAGACUCCUCCGUUUCCUCUUAUCACAGUCGUGUGCCUGUUGAAGAGUUCUCCGGUUGCCCUUCCCCUCUUCAGCUGGCCUCGAUUUGGGGAUUUAAUCUGAAAUCUUCUGGUUCUAACGGCAAUUCGUGUGAAAGUAAGUAUUCCACUACGAAUUUUCAAGAUUUAGCAACGAUACAUGAGAAAACUCCUUGUUAUGAUGAGGUUCCGAGCGUUGACUGGAAAUCUAGAGGUUCGGGUUGCGGAGUUCAUAAUAAAGUUUUGUAUAAGCAGCUGGUGGAGCUUGCGAAAGAAAGAUUUGACGGAGAUGGAGCUGAAUUGGGGCCUCAAACACCGAGUGGAUGUGGUCCGAGGGAUAUUUCAGAAGGUUUUGAGUAUGAGGAACAAGACGAUAAGGAUCUGUUGCAUCAGCAAACUCCAUUAACGUAUUUGCUUAUGCCGCCCCAGAAUCCCGCGAAUUCAAAAGCGAAUAAUGGGGGUAUCACUGAAUUUAGUAACAUGUGGAGCUAUAGCCCUAAACGCCAAACCAGUCAGAUAUGGGAUUUUAAUCUAGGAAGAUCAAGAUCUUCUGAGGCAGGAGGUGAUAAUCUUGGCUUUGCAAUAAACAAUUGUACUGACCUUGUUGAGGAUGCUUCUUUCACAACAAUGGAAGUUUUAAAAGAAAUGGAUGCCAUAAACAUAUCUUUUGGCACCACAUCACAAAAUAAGCAAAUAUCGGGUUGCAUAUCAACUAUGGAGAGCGACAACCGAGCUGAAACACAAAUGAUGGAAACCAAUAGAAGUAAUCCCACAAUUGAUGGUCAAAUGAUGGAACACUUUUUAGCAACCAAUCAAGGAAUGGAAAUACCCGCAACAACCAAAGUAGACCCGCAACAACUUGCCCAAAAUAGAUGUAACGCAAUGUUACGUUACAAGGAGAAAAAGAAAACACGAAGGUACGACAAGUGCAUCCGAUACGAGUCACGGAAGGCGAGAGCAGACACGAGAAAACGAGUAAAGGGAAGAUUUGUGAAGAGUAUUGAAUGAAUUAUUAAAGUGGUUUGUGGUGGAAGUUAGUUUGAUAAAAGGGUAGGUUUGAGUUGAAAGAUAGUGGUUGUGUUUGCACAUGCCUAGUGGCUAGUGGUAACCUACGACUGUUUGAUAAGAAAAAGGUGGCUUGUAAUGUAUGGCUACGGUGAUUGACUGAUAAUCUUUUUUUUAUCCUUAAAGUUGGGAAAAGGUGUGCUUUGAUGCUUGA
Molecule: messenger RNA, 1586 nt
Organism: Lactuca sativa (garden lettuce)
Lineage: Eukaryota; Viridiplantae; Streptophyta; Magnoliopsida; Asterales; Asteraceae
Product: zinc finger protein CONSTANS-LIKE 14
Molecular function (GO): protein binding; zinc ion binding
Source: RefSeq, a predicted model, not a curated record